This is a messenger RNA of Nylanderia fulva, 5644 nucleotides long. Lineage: Eukaryota; Metazoa; Arthropoda; Insecta; Hymenoptera; Formicidae. The record is from RefSeq and is a predicted model, not a curated record.
GCCCGUCGUAUCUCGCAUCUUCUGGCAAAGCCUAUCGUGACACCGUUUCGGCCGGGCAACGGCCAGGUCGGGCCCCCGGUUGUGUCCGUUUCUUCCAUCGUCGGGGCUUUAUUCUGCUUUAGUCGUCGCCUGGCUCGUCGAUUCUAGCAGCCGUUUUCCGCGGAUUCCAGAGCGACGUAGCAGCUGAUGCAGUGAGUCCUCCGCAUCCUCUCUGCGCCACGCGCAGCAGUUUAUCAUCUCGCCAACCCCCGCCGACUCGCGUGGGAAAUUUAUACCCUCGCUAAGCUUGGCUCGAUGUAGAACGUCAUGGCAAUUAGCAUAAAAUUCACAAAAUUUAACAACACACCAUGGGGCUUUCGACUAGCAGGUGGCAGCGAUUUUCCGCAGCCACUUACUGUUAUCAAAAUCACAGAGGGCAGUUUGGCCGAAUGUAUGGGUUUAAAGGUUGGCGAUGUCAUAGUAAGAUUAAAUGAUCAGCCAAUUAGCAGUUUAACUCAUGGACAAGCACACGAGGCAAUCGUGCAAGCUGGCAACAAUUUUGUUCUAGCUGUACAAAGGGAUGCGCAUACUGCGUGUAUAAUUAAAAUCCAGAAAAUAGAAGAUGGAGAUAAAUGUGACAAUUCAUUAUGUAUGUUCAUUGUAACUGGAGAAACUAAUGAAGAACUCGGAAUGAGAGAUCUGUUUAUCAUUGGUCGGCGAUUUUAUUGCUGGUCCCUGUCGCGCCCCGUUUCUUGCCGUUUGUCGCGGAUUCGCGGGAUUCGCCGCAUAGAGAGUAGAGUAGAGGGUAAAUCUUACCAGACUCACUCACACACCGGAAUCCGUUGCCUUCGGUGCAUUCGGUGCAUAUUCGCGUUCGCGAGCCGGUCGCUGGACCGGCGCAUCCACCACGAGCGGGAGAAAGUCUAUUUUCUUGGUUGCUGUGUUUGUUGUUUGCGCAGAGAGGAAGAGGCACGAAAGGCCGUCGAGGCGAUAUCGGAAGAGAACAUCGUCCCAUAUAAGAUCUCCCUUGCAGACUUACCGCCAGUCUUCCCAGAAGAGAUCUUAAAGGAGGAGACAGUGAUCGAGCGGUACGAGGAAGAGAAGACUGUCGUUGAACCGUUGUCCGCCGAAGAAGAGGUCAGGCGAGAGGAGGAAAAGCUCGCGGAGGAGAAACCAGUGGACGCCAACAGCGAGAUCGUGCCCAACAAAAAUCUCACGGAUGACGAGAUCGCACAGCUGAUUCUCGAGGAGGAGGAGCUCUUGUCCGAUCAAGGAUUAUUGGGAGUGAACUUUAAAAAGCUACGACCACGCGCCCCGAUUCUGAAAGAGUCGAAGGUCUUGGAGGAAUUACAGAACAUUGCAACAGCCGAGCCCGAGCGGAUACGGGAGUUGAAGCGCACUUCCACUUUCUUGCAGAAGCCAGAGCGACCGGUACCAAAGCCUAAGUGCGAGCCAAAGGUGGUGGAGGACGACGUUGAGAGCUACAAGGUCGUGAUCAAGAAACAAGACAAAAAGACUGUGAUCGCGCGCCUUGUAGAGAAGGGCCUGCUUCCUCCAGGGUCAGAGGCGAGCGUCGCCGGGACACCGGAACCACCGGAACCACCGUCCGAGGUAAAGAUGCAUGAAAUGGAGAACCGGCUCGAGGAAGACCGUCCCCCCGUGUUUAACCGAAAUUCCUCGUGUUCGAUCUCCCCCUUCGAUACCGAUGAUUCACUGUCCUCGCGUUCUCCAGAACUUGAUUCGAACGAAACUUGUCCUUCCGAGGAUCAGCUAGGAUGUCCCGCGACAUAUAACUGCAAGUCGAAGCUGUCGAACGGCAAACCAAGUCAUUAUCGAAGAAACAGUUCCGAAGCCAGAAGGAGGUCGUCCUUCAAGGGUUAUUAUCUAGAAAAUAUUCUCUCCGGUUAUGCCGACUCUUGCGUUUCCCGUGAUCAACAGAUCGACGAUCAGUUCGAGUCUCCAAAGACGAGAUCUGGAAGUUCCAAAGGCAGAAGGAGAUCGUCCUUCAAGGGUUAUUACCUAGAAAAUAUUCUCUCCGGUUAUGCCGACUCUUGCGUUUCUCAUGAUCAACAAAACGACGAUCAGUUCGAGUCUCCAAAGACGAAAUCUGGAAGUUCCAAAGGCAGAAGGAGAUCGUCCUUCAAAGGUUAUUACCUAGAAAAUAUUCUCUCCGGUUAUGCCGACUCUUGCGUUUCCCGUGAUCAACAGAACGACGAUCAGUUCGAAGCUCCAAAGACGAGAUCUGGAAGUUCCAAAGGCAGAAGGAGAUCGUCUUUCAAGGGUUAUUACUUAGAAAAUAUUCUCUCCGGUUAUGCCGACUCUUGCGUUUCCCGUGAUCAACAGAUCGACGAUCAGUUCGAGGCUCCAAAGACGAAAUCUGGAAGUUCCAAAGGCAGAAGGAGAUCGUCCUUCAAGGGUUAUUACCUAGAAAAUAUUCUCUCCGGUUAUGCCGACUCUUGCGUUUCCCGUGAUCAACAGAUCGACGAUCAGUUCGAGCCUCCAAAGACGAGAUCUGGAAGUUUCAAAGCUAGAAGGAGAUCGUCCUUCAAGGGUUAUUACCUAGAAAAUAUUCUCUCCGGUUAUGCCGACUCUUGCAUUUCCCGUGAUCAACAGAUUAAUGAUCAGUUCGAGUUUUCAAAGACGAGAUCUGGAAGUUUUUGCUGGCUGGGAAGCAAGCUUGGUUUCGGUGCUCUCGCAUCAAACAAGAUCACUUCCAGAAGAAGGAAGAGCAGAUGCCCGCGAGCACAUUACGGAGAGAGGAUUAUUCUACGAAAUGUUAGCGUUAUCGCUCAACACUUGAUGUUGUUCCAGUUUUUGUUGCAGAAGUCAAGUGUCUCCGAGUCAUCGGAAACUUCAAAUUAUACUACUGAUUCAGAUCUAAAUGAGCAAAAAAUUAAUAAAGAUAUCUGCAAUAUGAAAAUCUCCGGAUGGCAUGAAGAUGGUCCGUUAUGUUCAUUACAAGAAGAAUAUGCCGUUGAUAUUCUGGAUUCAAACAAGAAGGAAACCGAUAAAAACAAUGUUCUCAAGUGUAAUCCGAUUUUGUCUGAAGAUGUCGACGAGUCCGUGUUAUCUGAAGAGAAAGACGACUCUCUUUCGAAAUUCUUGCAAUCGACUGAGAAUUAUAUUUCCACCGAGGUCUUUCAUCGCGGCAAUAGAAGAUUUUCGAAAUCGCGUAAGUCCAUAGAUGCCAUCCCCGAGAAAGAUGAUAAUACAAUCUCGAAUCUCCUCCAAUCAACCGGAGAUUACGUUAACAGCGAGGUAUUCCAUCGCGGUAGCCGAAGAUUCUCAAAGUCAUCCAAGGACGCGGAACAGGAACCGAGUGCUCUGUCGGAUCUCCUCCAAUCAACCGGAGAUUACGUUAACAGCGAAGUGUUCCAUCGCGGUAGCCGAAGACUCUCAAAGUCAUCCAAGGACGCGGAACAAGAACCAGAUGCUGUGUCGAAUCUCCUUCAAUCAACCGGAGAUUAUGUCUCUAACGAGGUGUUCCAUCGCGGUAGUCGAAGAUUCUCAAGGUCAUCCAAGGACGUGGACCAGGAAUCCGGUGCUUUGUCGGAUCUCCUCCAAUCAACCGGAGAUUACGUCAACAGCGAGGUGUUCCACCGUCGUAGCCGAAGACUCUCGUUGUCAAAACCACCCAAGGAUCCGGAACAAGAACCGGGUGUUCUGUCAAAUCUCCUCCAAUCAACUGGAGAUUACGUUAACAGCGAGGUGUUCCAUCGUCGUAGCCGAAGACUCUCGUUGUCAAAACCACCCAAGGAUCCAGAAGAGGAACCAGGUGUUCUGUCGAAUCUUCUCCAAUCAACCGGAGAUUACGUCAACAGCGAGGUCUUCCAUCGUCGUAGCCGAAGACUUUCAUUGUCAAAACCACCCAAAGAUCCGGAAGAGGAACCGGGUGUUCUGUCGAAUCUUCUCCAAUCAACUGGAGAUUACGUCAACAGCGAGGUGUUCCAUCGCCGUAGCAGGAGAUUAUCAAAAUCGUCCAGAAGGGGAUCUCUCGUAGCUCCCGAUUCGAAAAGCGAUUCCUCCAAUCUGCCUUGGUUUUCGUUCGGAGGCUGCGAGGAGAAGAUCGAUUCCGAAAUCGAUCUGGACAAUCGAAGGUUGUCAUUCGUGCCGACGGUCCUCUAUCAAAGUGUCACGAAUCGUAUCGGUGUUGAUUUUACAAGGCUGGUGGCUUACGCCUUUGUGCCGUGCACCUCAAUCAUCCUUCUGUACAUGUAUCAAAAGACAAUAACACCAGCAUCAACACCAAAACCCACAUCUAGAGCGGAGCAAGAAGAGAGUCUUGAAUCUCAUUUCGCAUCAAAGGCAGAAGGAGAAGAAAAGAGCGACGAAACCGACGACUUCAAGGAGAGAUCCGAAUCUAAGGAGGAAAAUCAUCGUUCUGAGUCUCGUGCAGCCGGAUCCAGCCAGGACGAGGCAGCAGUACUCGAGGAAGAUUCCAGCGUCUCGACGACGGAUCGAGCGGCGACGAAAGCCGAGAGUGAGAAAAUCAAGGAACUGGUGUCCACGGAGUUCAGUCUCGAGCAACAGCUGGAGAACGUGCAGCGGCAAUUGCUCGCUUUGAAACAGCUACCGAGCGAGAUCGAGAAUCACUUGAGGAUCGUCUCCGAGCAAUUGCACAAGAUCAUGGAGCUGAGCGGUGUUCCGAGGUCUUUCGGCAACGGAAGCGGCGGCCAUCGCGGGUCACCAGAAGAGAAUAUCGUACAGCGAAAGGACGAAGAAAAGUUGGAGGAACAAGAUGAGGACACUGAUGAGGAGGAUGACGAAUUUACGGAAACUUACGAUUACAUCGAGGAAAUCGCAUGCUUGGAGCGAAAAACGUCAUCGAGGUCAACGCCACAAGUGAUCGAGCCUAGUGACGAUGAAGGAGAAAUGGAAGAAGAAGAAGCAGAAUUGAAGGAACUGGACGGUACGAUUUCCGUGAAGAGCGCAGACGAGGAAGGAAAUAAAGUCAAGAAAUUCAUCGUUUCUUACGAGACUAAGCUUCUGAAAUCACCAAGUCCAGCACUAUCGCACGGUAGUUUCGAACCAGACCCCAAACUAUCACCAAAAGAUCAAGUAAUACAGGAAUUACAGCAAAAAGUGCACAAGAAAGGCAAAAAACAUUCGCAAGACCUCUGGCCCCAGGCUAAGCAGCUCGAACUUACGCAAGGUCGCAGAUGGAGAUGCCCGAAUGACUUCUUCAAUGACGAGAUGAUUGCUGAGGUCUUGUCUUGUCAGGCGGAAGUUAUUCGCGGUAAAACGAUGGGAGUAAACUUUAAGAAAUACGAGAAAACAAAUUUACCAAACUACGACUACCUGAUGAAUUCGAGCGUCUAUAAGAUGAUUCAUAAAAUGGAACGAGAACCGAAAAAGGGCAUCCCUGCGAGACCUGCUAAAGUCAAUGCAGCUGAAGACAUAAUAGAGAGAGUUAAAUCACCAGCAUUGAGCGUUGUAGAUGAGAGAAGCAUCAGUCACUAAACCAACAGCAAUCAUAAAUGAAUCAUCAUAGUUUAUAAGCAAAAAAUUGAUGUACUUACUUAAAGAAUAUGCUAUAAACUGAACUGAUAUAUCUAAAAUCUAAGCAAUUCAAGAAAAUUGCUCAAAAUUAUUAAGAACGCAAUUAUCUGAUUUGAAAAAUGUUAUCGUACGAUUAUCGAGAUACAAUAUAAUUAUAAUAAUUCUA